AUGGACAGCGUGAGCAGACAACCUAGUGUAGCUCCUACCGCAAGCGUUGCUGAACAGCCUGCCGACGCAGAAUCGUUCAUUACAAGACACUUCAAGAAACGAGAAUGCGGACGCAUUGUACCGCAAAAGGAGCAGCCUGAUAGAUGUUGCUGCGGACGGCCUGUGAAGAAAGACCAUAGUACUACGUUGUCUCAGCCGGAAAGCAGAAAUGGAAACAAUGGAUGGAAGGUCGAGCGCGACACGUAUAGCGUUGCAACCGACGCUUUCGGCGAAAUGGAGUUUGCUGGAAGAACGGCGAGCAAAUCAAAGGCUAAGUACGUACGCCUGUCUUCUGAUUCGAAAGAACAGGACGUACUGAAACUUUUGAUUGACUACUGGAUACCAAAAAAAACUCCCAAACCGCGUCUGGUUAUUUCCGUAACAGGAGGAAGCUCACGCUUUCAUCUUAACUCUCGUAUCAGAAAUAUUAUAACAAAUGGUUUGGUAAAGAUGGCAACGACAAGCAACGCGUGGGUGAUGACGGGUGGUUUUCAUCGAGGAGUGAUGAAGAUGGUCGGUCAGGCCUUGAAGGACCAGACCGACAAUCAAGGAAACAGAGUUCCGGUCAUCGGUUUUGCCACGUGGGGGUUCACAAGGAAUAGAAAUAGUCUUGUAAACGGGUCUGUAAACAGUGCAUCAACAACACGUUGCUACAAACCCGACAAGCAAUUGGCAAUGGAUGCGACAUCUCUACCACUGGAUUCAAACCACACGCACUUCAUAUUGGUAGACGACGGUACCGUGGAGCAGCCGUAUCGAUGUAAUGAUUUGUUGAAGAAAUUUAGAGACAUGCUUGGCAAAGAAACAGAUGGGGAUUGCGGAGUGACAGUACCGUUGGUCACUGUACUGGUUGGAGGCGGAGUAGGAUCCAUGGAUAUCGUGCAGUCAACACUGGAAGCAAACUUACCCGUCGUCGUUGUGAAAGGCAGCGGCCGCUUGGCUGAUUUGCUUAGUGACGUUUACGAAAACUUGAAAAGUUUGAAAAGACCUGACAAAAAUAAAAUAGAAUCUGUAAUUAGAUCUAAAAUGAAUUCGUCUCUGUGGAAGUCGGUGUCAACAGAAAGUUGGAAAACGUGGGCUGAUAACGUAGUAGUGCCCUCCAUGCAGAAAGUGUUUGAAGACGAAUCACUGUUGACAAUAUACGAUGCGUCUGAUCCUACGUCUUUUACGACUCUUCCUGACUUGGAUUUCGUUAUAUUGAAGUUGAUCCUUACAAGAGCUAAGACUUCAAAUCUUGAUGAAGCAGUUCGCUUAGCGAUAGAGUGGAACCGAGCAGACAUAUUGCGAGAAGAAAUCUUGUCUCAAGCUAUCGAUCUGAAAGACUUGAUGAAUUGGAAUAGUCUGAUGGAUGCUGCUCUUGUGGCUGACAGUCACGAGUUUGUAAGGCUGUUUAUCGAACAUGCAGUCGUCGACUUCGAAGAAUACAUGAACGACAUGAAACUCGUCUAUUUGUACAACCGUCCCGGAGAGGUGGAAGACCCAGUGAAACUCGACAAAGAGCAGAUCGACAAGAUCUGCUCCAAGCUGUUUAGAACCUGUUUCGGUCAACCAGUAAUGCAGAGUGUCUUUCCUGCUUUUACCGACGAGAGCGAAAUGUUCAGAAUCUUAUUCAUAUGGGCACUGCUGACGAAUCGAUGGAAAUUGGCCGAAGUCUUCUGGACGUACGGUCCGGAACCCAUGGCAGCCGCUCUGGCAGCUGGAGUUUUUCUGAGCUCGAUGGCUGACUGUAUUGCUAACAACCCCCUCUAUGAAGACACGACAAAAGUUUACAGAGAUCAGCAAUGGAAUUGGGGAAAAAGAGCACUGAGAGUGCUGGAAGAGUGCUACAGAAAGAAUUCUGUGCUGACAGAAACGCUUAUCAAAUGCACGUCUGACAGAUGGGGGAAACAGACUCCUAUCAAACUCGCCAUUGCCAAUCAAAAUAUGGAGUUUACAGGACACGUUGCUGUUCAGCGGGUGUUAUCACGGGCUUGGAAUAGAGACUUGGUAUCUGAAAACGCAACAUGGAAGAAUGUGAAGGACAAAGGCAAGAAAUUAUUAAAGAAAUUCCCAACGUUUUACACAUCUCCAAUAGCAAAGUAUAUUGUCAACUUGACAUCCUACUUGGUAUUCUUGUGCAUCUUCAGCUACAACUUGCUUGUACGAUGGGAUAACAUGACUCCUACGGUACUGGAGAUAUUGACUAUGGUCUGGGUUGUUUCACUUCUUGCAGAGGACUUGCUUAUGAUACGAUCAACUGUUGGAUUUACGUGGUAUGACAAGCUAUCUAAAUGGUUUCGUUACCCAUUGAACAUCAUCAAAGGAGCUGCAUUUUGCUUCUACGUCCUCGGCCUAUCUCUUCGUUACGUUCCCAACGACGACGACAACUUCUAUUCGAGUACUCUUCGAUGGGCCAGAAUGAUGUUCAGCAUCGACGUCUGUUUGUUCUUUCUGAGAGGAUUAGACUUUUUCUUAGUCCACAAGGAAUUGGGACCAAAGUUGUCCAUGAUAUACAAAAUGAUUGGUGAUGUGAUUGUGUUCAUUGCCAUUCUUCUCGUCUGGAUUCUCAGUUACGGUAUAGCAGUACAAGCCCUUCUCUUUCCGUUUCAAGACGCGUCGUGGGAAAUGCUGAAAAAUGUCUUCUACAUACCUUUCUGGCAGCUGCACGGAGAGUUAUUUCUCGAUUACGUUGAAGGUAAAGAAAAUAGUAACUGCAUUAUCUCCCAUCAUGUGUCAGUGAAUGGAACCCUGAGUGAUCAUACAAUAUGUCCUCGAAAAGAAUGGCUUGUACUCGUGCUAUUAGCUGUGUACGUGAGCGUCACCGUCAUCAUUCUACUCAAUCUGCUCAUUGCAAUUUUCAAUGAUACUUACAGUACAAUACAAAACGAAGCUCAUCUGCUUUGGAAGUAUCAACGUUACAGAGUCGUGGUCGACUAUAUUCAUAAAUCACCCUUUCCGCAUCCGUUCGCUUGGCUAACCGUACUUCAUCUCAUGGUUACUGCCAAACAGCCAAAGAAGGAAGACUCAGCUCUUUACAAGAUGAAGAGUGAGCUAUCACGUGACCAACUGGAUUCGAUGGUGACUCUAGAAGCUCAGUCUCUGGAGAGAGUCAUCAAGGCCAACAAAGACAUUGAGCUGGACUGA
Molecule: messenger RNA, 3162 nt
Organism: Corticium candelabrum
Lineage: Eukaryota; Metazoa; Porifera; Homoscleromorpha; Homosclerophorida; Plakinidae
Product: transient receptor potential cation channel subfamily M member-like 2
Exons: 18
Coding region: 1-3162 (1053 amino acids)
Biological process (GO): metal ion transport; monoatomic cation transmembrane transport
Cellular component (GO): plasma membrane
Molecular function (GO): monoatomic cation channel activity
Source: RefSeq, a predicted model, not a curated record